GAGCGUGGGGGAGUGUCAUGUCGCGGUUCGGUGCCGGAGCCGGGGGUCUGGAGGCCGCGGAGGCGCGGGCGCGGUCCCGGCAGCAGGAGCGGCACUACCGGCUGCUGUCCGAGCUGCAGGCGCUGGUGAAGGCGCUGCCCAGCCCCUGUCAGCAGCGCCUCUCCUACACGACGCUGAGUGAUCUGGCGCUGGCGCUGCUGGACGGGACCGUGUUCGAGAUCGUCCAGGGUCUGCUGGAGAUCCAGCACCUCACCGAGAAGAACCUCUACAGCCAGAGGCUGCAGCUGCACAGCGAGCACCGCGGGAUGAAGCAGGAGCUUUUCCACCGGCACAAGGAGGCUCAGCAGUGCUGCAGGCCCCACAACCUGCCCCUGCUCCGCGCUGCCCAGCAGCGGGAGAUGGAGGCUGUGGAGCAACGAAUUCGAGAAGAACAACGAAUGAUGGAUGAGAAGAUAGUCCUGGAACUGGAUCAAAAAGUGAUAGACCAACAGAGCACUCUGGAGAAGGCUGGUGUGUCUGGCUUCUACAUCACCACCAACCCACAGGAGCUGACUUUACAGAUGAAUUUACUGGAGCUGAUUAGGAAGCUACAGCAGAAGGAAUCCGAGUCUGAGAGGGCUUUUUCCUGAACGAGCAAGUCUGCUGGUUUCUUCCUGGAGUUUUCUUCUCAUUUCCCUAAUGAAUAGACUGGUCAUGCGUUCACUUUUUACUGUGUCAGGAAAUCCUCUGGAUUUGAGGAGACAUUUUGAUGUCUCUGGUAAGGAAUGGGAGAGGUGAGGAGUUGGAGGCAGACUCACCAUCUAUAGAUGGUUGGCAGCUGGGAAAAAUGUCUGAGUUUCUCUACAAGAAGAUGGUUCUGUGUGUGCUGAAGCACAAAGAGCCUCUUGAACAGGUUCUUCCAGAGACACUGAACAGGUACCAGCAUCAGGGGAGGAUUUUUGGAUUCUGACCAGCAUUACUGGGCUGUGUUUGCAGUGUCCCACUCAACUUUGCAGGAGACACAUCCUGAGGGCAUUUCCUUAAACCAGUUUCUAAAUGCAGAGAAAUAAAAUCUGUUCUGUCUCGGGGGCUGCAGCUUUCCAAAUA
Molecule: messenger RNA, 1086 nt
Organism: Melopsittacus undulatus (budgerigar)
Lineage: Eukaryota; Metazoa; Chordata; Aves; Psittaciformes; Psittaculidae
Gene: DGCR6
Product: DiGeorge syndrome critical region gene 6
Exons: 5
Coding region: 18-629 (203 amino acids)
Source: RefSeq, a predicted model, not a curated record